Messenger RNA from Hansenula anomala, 1020 nucleotides. RefSeq names its product mannosylinositol phosphorylceramide synthase catalytic subunit SUR1 (gene SUR1). Bases 1 to 1020 code for a protein of 339 amino acids. The transcript has a single exon. NCBI's taxonomy places the organism in Eukaryota, Fungi, Ascomycota, Saccharomycetes, Phaffomycetales, Wickerhamomycetaceae. Gene Ontology annotation, biological process: mannosyl-inositol phosphorylceramide biosynthetic process. Gene Ontology annotation, molecular function: mannosyltransferase activity. The record is from RefSeq and is a predicted model, not a curated record.
AUGAGAAAAGAACUACAAUUCCUUAUAUCAAUACAUCUCAUCAUAGUAUUGUUUUUACUAUACCAAACUUUUGACUUGAUUACUCUGAUUUAUGAUGAUUCUUAUCAAGAUGCUUUACUAGAUAUAGAUUUAAAUCCAACAUCUCCAAAAGAUCAACUAAUCCCUAAAAUCAUUCAUCAAACUUAUAAAGAUACAAAUAUCCCUUUGAAAUGGCAAAAAGGUCAACAAAAUUGUAUAAAUUUACAUCAAGAUUAUCAGUAUAUCCUUUGGACUGAUGAUAUGGCUAGAGAAUUCAUAAGUGAAGAAUAUCCAUGGUUUUUAAACACUUGGGAUAAUUAUAAAUAUCCAAUAGAAAGAGCUGAUGCUAUUCGUUAUUUCGCUCUAAGUCAUUUCGGUGGGAUUUAUAUUGAUUUAGAUGAUGCUUGUGAGAAAAAAUUGGAUCCUUUAUUAACUGUUCCUGCUUUUGCUCGGAAAACUUUACCAACUGGUAUUUCAAAUGAUGUUAUGGGUAGUGUUCCAAACCAUCCUUUCUUUUUGAAAGCUGUUGAUAAUUUACAAAGAUAUGAUUGGAAUUAUUUGAUUCCUUACUUAACAAUCAUGUAUUCAACUGGUCCUUUGUUCCUAAGUGUUAUUUGGAAACAAUAUAGACGUUGGAAUACAAUUCCAGAAUCUGAAAGAGUUAGAAUCCUAUUACCAAAAGAUUAUAAAAAACAUGCUUCAUCUUUUUUUUCAAUAACUGAAGGUAAUUCAUGGCACCUUGAUGAUGCUAAAUUCAUCAAAUCUUUAGCAAAUCAUAUUGGAUUAUGUGUUUUCCUAGGUUUUACAUUAGCUGCCAUCUUAUUAUAUGGUGAAUAUAGAUUAUAUUGUUGGUUAAUUAAUGGGAAUUAUAAGAAAUGCUUUGUUAGAAAAUUAUGGAAUAAAGUCAUCAAGAAAAAUUCAAAUAUUAAAAGAAAUAGAAAAAAUAGUAACUUACCAGCUUCUGAAUAUAUUCAAUUGAAUUCAAAAGAAGUUGAAGUUUAA